AUGGGUUUUUCGGAAAGAUUCCCUCGAUGGAUUACAGGAGUAUUAGCCAUCGCUCAAAUUGUGAUCACUGCAGCUAUUGUCGGUCUCGAAUUAGGAUCAUCGUACAUUGAUCUCGGUCACGGUACUAUAUGGGCUGGAUACUGGUGCAGUAUUGUUUUCUUCUACACAUUUCUCAUUAUGUUAUUUAUCACUUUUUGUUGUCGAGGACGAUGUUAUGCGUUCUAUGUGCUCAUCUUGAACAUCUUGAGUGGUCUAUUGGCUUGUGUUCUCAUUUAUUUCGAUCAAUUGUUUAUGAAUGAUCUAUGUAAAUGUUACUUAGGCGACAAAUUGUGUUGUGCAGUACGCGGUAUUCCAUCAUUAACAUCGAAUUAUUCAGGUAUUUUGGAUGAUUGUACCAAUGCUGUAAAUCAAGGUACAAUAUCUACACGCGUCUGUCCAAGUGUACCAUAUGAUAAGUUACCAUUAGUCAAAGCACAGCUAGCGUUUGCUGUUGGUAUGCUAGUUACUUGUGGACUUUAUGUUGUGCUAUUUAUCUUUGCUUGCUUCGGUGUUUGUUUCGGACACGGCUAA
Messenger RNA from Adineta ricciae, 570 nucleotides. The record is from the annotation of a GenBank genome assembly. Lineage: Eukaryota; Metazoa; Rotifera; Eurotatoria; Adinetida; Adinetidae.